This is a messenger RNA of Camponotus floridanus (Florida carpenter ant), 3123 nucleotides long. RefSeq names its product aminopeptidase N-like. Gene Ontology annotation, biological process: proteolysis; peptide catabolic process. The transcript has 12 exons. Gene Ontology annotation, molecular function: peptide binding; zinc ion binding; metalloaminopeptidase activity. Lineage: Eukaryota; Metazoa; Arthropoda; Insecta; Hymenoptera; Formicidae. Gene Ontology annotation, cellular component: cytoplasm. The coding region runs from base 206 to 2995 and encodes 929 amino acids. The record is from RefSeq and is a predicted model, not a curated record.
AAUUCCGCCGAUCGCCGAAAGGCCUCAAUAAGAGAGCACCGAGCUCUUGCAUAUAGAUCUUUUCAAACGCGCAGCGAACACAGUAUAGAAAGAUAAGUUUAAACAAGAAGAAGCCAUUAUUCUUUCUCGACCAAGCCGAUCCUGAAAGAACGAGUACCGAUAUCACCGCUUGGAAACCACAAGGCUACGCAACAAUUGUAAUAUAAUGAUCUAUCGGAAAUAUCUGUUACUUUGCAUCUUAAUCAUAUUGUUCAGAGAAGAUACAGGAGAAACAUUUUCCGCUUAUCAAGAUAUACGUACACAAAAUAUGGAAUUUUCUCAAUAUCAUGAGAUAUCACAAAAUGAUGAUUAUAGAUUACCAGUAUCUAUUAAACCUAUUUCCUACGAAAUCAUACUUGUACCAAAAUUACAAGAAAAUUUUACAUUUGAGGGCUUCGUAAAAAUUACCGCUGUGGUACAAAACGAAACUGACAAAAUUACGCUACAUAAAGGAAAUAUCCAAAUCGUAAAUCAAUCCGUUUUAUUGGAAAAUAAAACUGUUAACAUUGAGCAUGUUAUAUAUGAUAAAAACACUGAAAAAUACACCCUUAUCGUUUCCGAAACUCUUAAGAAAGGAUCGCAGAUACUAAUUACUUUCGAUUAUAACGGUAUCUUGAAUGACAAUAUGAUCGGAUUUUAUAGAAGUUCUUACUUCGAUAAAGAUAAUCAGAUCAAGUGGCUGGCUGCAACACAGUUUUCAAAAACAUACGCGAGAUAUGCAUUCCCAUGCUUCGAUGAGCCUAGUUUUAAGGCAAAAUUCACAAUUCGCAUAUCAAGAGACCAAAAAUAUAAAUGCGUCAGUAAUAUGCCUUUAAAUAAGACUGAAAAAUUGAAAGACCAGUUUUGGGACACUUUCCAGGAAAGUAUCCCUAUGUCCACCUACCUAGUGGCAUUUGUUAUUUCAGAAUUUAGUUUUGUUAACCAAGAUAAGUUUCAAGUGUGGUCCAGGACAUCCGUCAUCGAUCAAACGAAUUACGCUUUGAAGAUUGGUACUACAGCUUUAGAGUUACUCGGUAACAUGUUCCAGCAAAAAUAUUACCUUCCUAAAAUGGACAUGAUAGCUGUUCCCGAUUUCGGAACUACUCAAACCGGAGCCAUGGAAAAUUUGGGAUUGGUGACAUAUCGCGAGCCUAAAAUGUUGUACGAUGAGAAAGAAUCAUCGGUACUGGCACAACAGAGCGUGGCUUCUGUAAUUAUUCACGAGCUCACGCAUAUGUGGUUUGGAAAUCUAGUGACACCAGAAUGGUGGAGCUAUCUCUGGCUUAGUGAAGCAUUCGCUAGAUAUUUUGAAUAUUUUGGUACAGCGGAAGUUGAAAAAUCAUGGAACAUGAAAGAACAAUUCGUAGUAGAACAGCAUGAAUCUGCUUUAAUAGCGGAUGGUCUUGAUUCUUCUCAAUCAAUGACUCGAGAAGUUUCUAAUCAAUCACAACUCGAGGGAAUAGCAGAUCCUGUCACCUAUGCAAAAGCAGCUAGCAUUGUUCGUAUGAUGAGCCUUAUGUUUGGAACCAACGUCUUCGAACUCGCAUUACGCGAUUACUUACAUAAUAACAAAGAAGAAGGAUUAGGCCAUCCAGAUGCUUUAUGGGAGGCAAUAGAAAAUCGUAUUCAUCUACAACAACUUAUAACACAACCCGCUGCAGUGAAAACAAUAAUGGAUACCUGGACUACACAAGCUGGAUACCCUGUUGUAUCAGUCAAUAUCGAUGACAAAGGCGUACUCCACAUUACUCAACAACGCUUUCUUCUAAGAAACUUAAGUAAAACUUCUACAAAUGUCACAUGGUGGGUGCCGCUUACAUGGGCUACACAAACCGAACCAAAUUUUAAUAAUACUCUUACGAAGGAUUGGCUGUCCAUUGAAAAAGAUACUAUAGAUCUUAAAAUUGAUCCGAAAGAAUGGGUGAUAUUCAACGUUCAAUCAUCGGGCUUCUAUCGAGUUAAUUAUAAUUAUGAUGGCUGGCAGCGCAUUUUCAAUGUCUUAAAUAGCGACAAAUUCAACGAUAUUCACGUAUUAAAUAGAGCCGGAAUCAUAGACGAUUUGUUAAAUUUGGGUAGAGCAGGACUCCAAGAUUACGAAACAGUUUUGAACGGACUAAUGUAUCUUAAACAGGAAACGAAUUAUUUGCCCUUUAAAGCAGCACUCAAUGGUUUAGAUUAUUUGAAUAAACGAUUUGCAGGACACGAAGAACAUUCUUUAUUCAAAGAAUACGUUCUGUCUCUUCUGCAUGAUAAUCGCAAAAAAUUAGGAUACGAAGAUAGCGCAAAUGAUGACAGGUUAACAAUUUUAUUACGACGAGAGAUAAAUAAUUGGGCCUGCAAUUUAGAUGACAAUGAGUGUAUAACAGUUUAUAUGCAGAAGUUUAAACAGUGGAAAACAAAUACUUCUAUUUCUAUUAAGCCGAAUGAAAGGUCUACAGCAUAUUGCGUUGCCGCAAGAUAUGGAACUCAUGAAGACUGGGAAUUUUUGUGGAAACAAUAUUUGAAUUCCAAUUAUGUCACCGACCAAACAGUGAUUAUAAACGCUCUUGGAUGCAGCUUGAAUAUUACCAUUUUAGAAAAGUACUUAGGAUAUGCCAUCAGCGAUUACGCAAACAAUCGAAUUCGUAAACAAGACAGUACAAACGUCUUCGCUGCCGUUUAUAAUUCUGGUUUGACUGGCGCUGAAUAUAUUCUUGAAUUUGUUGAAAAGCAUUACAAAGAAAUGGAGAAAUAUUAUGGAGGCCAGAGUACAAUAGUAACAAUUCUCGAUGGAGCUUCACAACAUUUUUCCACACCUAGAUUAGUGGAGAAAUUUCAAAAUCUCAUAAACAAGACAGAAUUCGCGCCGAUCUUCGAAUCUUUAGAGUCUUCUUUAAAAAUCGCUAGAUACGAAUUGGAGUGGUAUAAAUCCGCUUCGGUUUCUAUCAUUCGAUGGCUACGUGUACAAGAAGGGAGGAAAUAUCGCCAACAAAUAUAAGUCCCAAAAAAUAUGUCAUAUCCGUUACGCCUUAUCUCGACGUAGGAAAUUUCACUGUCGACGGACACGUCAAGAUUGAAACCGACGUUGUACAACAGACAAAACAAAUAGUUUUGCACUCGGCGGAA